CAAUGACCAUCGAAUAGGAAUUGCUUCCUGCGCGACCUCAAAGUGGUGCAGCAGCUCAUGAUCGAAUAGGAGCCUCUUUUCCCCGCCAGUAUUCGUUGUCCCCAUCAUAUUCGUUCAAUUCGUUUGUUGCAUCUCGUGGUCGAUAAAGGGAUGUGGCAGAAGUCAAAGUCGGAGAUUGUGCAGAACUUCGUGGAGAAGUUGGGCGCACAGUGGGAGUUCAACGUUGUCUCAACCCCAUUCGUUCCUCCUCCGCAUUCGUCUGGACUUGUGACCAAGAAGAGGUCAUUUCUGAAUCGGGAUAUCAGACGUUUCUUGCUCCUGUCCCGCAAUCGGACUCUCAGGGCUGCGUUACAUGUUGACUUGGAUGGUAUAUGAUUCAGUGCGCCCUGCAUAUAGCAAAUCACAAGCGGAUCCUUUCGAGUGAGCCUCCAGAUCUUGGGCUGGUUGACUGCAGAAGGGAUUGGAGCAGAGGCAGUUGACAUGGCCGGAAAGAGGAAAAGAAAGCGAACUGGGCAUGCUGAUGAAGGGGAGAAGCGUCAGAAGGUUGCUGGUGGCUUCAAUGGCAAUGAUCCGAUCGUCAAGCACGCUUUGCUCCAUCAAUAUUAUCCUGAAGUCACCUCGUUACGCGAGUACCUGCUUGCACGACUCCCAUUAGCUUCCAAGAUACGCAGAAGAAAGAUUCUCUCUCUUGGACGCAAGCCAGAGGAUAAGGAGACCGAUCAGAACAUCUCUCGCUUCUUGGACCGCACUUUGGUAGGAGUAUAUCAAAAUGGCGAUUUUUCUCAAGAUGAAAGGUGGCGGCAAUGGACAACAUUCUCUCAGAAGCCUGACGAGUCAACUUCAUUUGCAAACUUGAGUACUGCAGGAGUUUACUCACAAUCAGAGAUCAUCGACUUUAGCAUUUGGUUGAUGUUUUCCAAGACUCAAAAGUUCAAUGGAAGAGUUCAACAUCUACUGUGUCAGGGCUUUCAGAAAGAUGCCACUGCGCGCCAUAUGAAUCGAGAAGAGCAUGCAACAUCAGCAAUUCCUGGAAUCGUUUCGACUUACCCCAAUGUCCACGUGACAUCCAUGAAAGCUUGGCCAUGGCCCCAAUUUCUGGCGCUAUUUGGAAGGCAAGGAGAGAAGAUGAUGAUUGAUUUGAUACUGGAUUGUGGCAUCUUUGUACCUGUUGAGAACGCUCACGGGUCAUACUACCAACUCAGUGGUCAGCCCUUGAGUGAAAUCCAAAUGAUUGGCCAAAGACCACACGCGAGGUCAAUGGCAAAAAAGAACGCAGAUGACAAACACGAAGCCAGAGCUCCUUCUAGCAUCAACUUUGUCCGAAGUCGUAUGAUGUAUGCUCGAGCAUCGACAAAUGUCCAAGGUGAAGUUCACUUUGGAUUCAAGCACAAUCAUUUGCUCAACCGAUGGCCGCUAAAAGCAAAGCUGCUCAGGAACAGGGACGAAGAAGCUCAAGGUGCCGCGCACGAGCGCAGUACUGUACAAGUCUUGAUGUACAUGUUCCCACGACAAUUCGGGCUUCAUAAUGUUUUCGUAAAUGAGAUCGAUUUGUGGCAGGCCAUGCAGCCUUUCAAGGACUACACUCUUCGAGACGAGGAGAUUAUCACCAGAUUUCCAGGAAUUCCAAUGCCAAAGAUCCCGAGGAGAUUGCGUGGAGCAGCAGUUUGUCUGGCACGUAAGCUACAGAUCAAUCACCAUAGAUGUUCAUAUAAGAUGUUACUUGAUCACUAUUGCCCGAUACCUGGACAAACAUCAAGACAUGUCUCUUCGGAGACCUCACAAUGUACAAAUGGAUCAACGAAACUCGGAACACAAACGUCACUUACCUCGAAUGGCUCAAAAUUGCAUACUCAAGCAAUCAUUCCUGCACGGAAACCUUCGAUGAUGGACUAUGCCACACCAACUGCGAUGGUUUCUGCGUUCUGUCGAGCAGUUCUUCGUAACCUGGUGCCUUUAGACUUCUGGGGAACUGGUCUCGUCGCAAAAGAGAACAGAAGGAUCAUAGAUCAGCAUAUCAAUACUUUUGUAGAGCUUCAAAGGUUUGCAAGCUUCUCAGUGCACCACGUAUCUCAAGGAUUGAAGAGAUAGAAUGGCUUGGACCUAUCAAUGCAACGGGUGCGCAUUCUGACACCAAGAAACGAUGGGAGAUUUUUCGUGAAUUUCUGUACUACUUGUUCGACUCGUUGCUGAUCCCCCUGAUCC
Messenger RNA from Mollisia scopiformis, 2202 nucleotides. RefSeq lists its product as uncharacterized. The record is from RefSeq and is a predicted model, not a curated record. Gene Ontology annotation, biological process: telomere maintenance via telomerase. Bases 481 to 2088 code for a protein of 535 amino acids. The transcript is spliced from 6 exons. Gene Ontology annotation, cellular component: telomerase catalytic core complex. Gene Ontology annotation, molecular function: telomerase RNA binding; telomeric repeat DNA binding. Lineage: Eukaryota; Fungi; Ascomycota; Leotiomycetes; Helotiales; Mollisiaceae.